UAUGUUUUAAGCAUAGAAUAAUUUUAAAUCAUUUAAGGAAUUGAAUAAUUUAGAAGAGAGACAAACAAAAUGUAAAUAAAAAUUAAAUCAACAUCCUGAAAUGAUUCCUGUCAUUUUGGAGAAGCAUCCAAAAUCUAAAAUGCCAUAAUUAAACAAAUCAUUGUAUGUGAGAUCUUUAUCAUAUUGAUAUUUAGUAACAAAAGGUUUUCGUAUGAUUUAGUUUAGAGAUACCUUAAAAAACACCUUAUAAAUAUCUCCUAAGUAAUCCUUAUAUUUUCAUAUUGGUAAUCAACUUCUUCCUGAAGGUAUUAUUAAUUUAAUUCUUAAUUAGAUGUCAAAUUAAUAGAUAUAUACGAGAAGAAAAAAGACCCAGAAGAUGGGUUUUUAUACAUCACUUAUUCUGACUUAGAAGUUUUUGGUUGA
Messenger RNA from Paramecium pentaurelia, 423 nucleotides. Lineage: Eukaryota; Ciliophora; Oligohymenophorea; Peniculida; Parameciidae. The record is from the annotation of a GenBank genome assembly.